This is a messenger RNA of Schistosoma rodhaini, 783 nucleotides long. Lineage: Eukaryota; Metazoa; Platyhelminthes; Trematoda; Strigeidida; Schistosomatidae. The record is from the annotation of a GenBank genome assembly.
UAGAUUUUACAUGAGAAGCUUCUAGAGUCCUCUCCAAGCAACGACUAGAGCUGAUUAGAUAAGAAUUAGCCAGUAUUUCGUUCCGUUUUACAGCACGGCUGCAAAACAUAGCCUUUAAAAAUAUAUAAUAUUCGCAAAUUACUAGUAUUUAUAGAUGUUUCCGAAGUAUUGCUUGUGCAUGUCGAAAUCACCAAGUGAGUGAUGCCGAUGUUAGACACGCUACCAAGUAAGUGUAUCCCCAAGCAACGUAUAUAUCGACAAACAGUGUUAGUUGAUUAAAGAUUAGGUUGGAAGGAAGCUAGGGGUACCCAAACCAAAAUAGCACCAGUCCAUAAGUCUGUUUAUAUUUUACGAAAAAGCACCUACUAAACACUCAAUACAGAAAAAAAACCGAGAUUAUUUUCUCAUAUGGUAGUUUAUCAAUUCAAUCUACUAAAACUCCACACCUUGUUUGUUUACUUUACAGAUUGGAAUUCCGAGUUAGAUGUACCUUUUCAUGAACAUGUAUUUCUGGAAAACCACCUAAAUAAGGAACAUCUCAAGUGUAAACCAUUGGCAUCGUUCUUGGAACUUGUUUGCACCGGGCUUUCGAAAAACCCAUAUUUUAGUGUUGACGACAAAAAGCAACAUCUCGAGUGGUUUACACAGUUCUUUGACGAUAAGAUAACACGAAUAAAUGUUUCCAUAGAAGAAGAAGAACAUAUGACCAAUUUGGAGAAAAUCUCUAGAGGAACUUCAACAUAAUCUAUUAAUCUGUACUUUUAAAAUAAACUGUUCUCUGGG